Brassica napus (rape) is the source of this 475-nucleotide messenger RNA. Its product is annotated as polycomb group protein EMBRYONIC FLOWER 2-like. NCBI's taxonomy places the organism in Eukaryota, Viridiplantae, Streptophyta, Magnoliopsida, Brassicales, Brassicaceae. The transcript has 4 exons. Bases 47 to 337 code for a protein of 96 amino acids. Gene Ontology annotation, molecular function: chromatin DNA binding. The record is from RefSeq and is a predicted model, not a curated record. Gene Ontology annotation, cellular component: nucleus.
GCAAGUACUUUCUGACCGAGAUGUGGCAGAUUUUGAAGAUAGAAGGAUGCUGGAUGAUUUCGUUGAUGUGACUAAGGAUGAGAAGGAGAUGAUGCACAUGUGGAACUCGUUCGUGAGGAAGCAACAAGUAUUAGCAGAUGGUCACAUUCCAUGGGCAUGUGAGGCGUUCUCAAGAUUACAUGGACCAAUCAUGGUUCAAAGACCCGAUUUGAUCUGGGACUGGAGAAUGUUUAUGGUGAAACUAUGGAACCACGGUCUUCUUGACGCCCGUACCAUGGACAAGUGUUAUGUCAUUCUUGAAGAGCUCCAAACUGAAGAUCCACAAACAACUGUUUAAAUAGAAGAGAAAUGCCAACCUUAAAAAAAAUGAGAGAGAAGAACAAUUUUAGGUUUAACAUCAAAAAAAUUCACAUUUCUUUAUUCAGGAGUUUAUUAUUUUGCUUUACAUAUAAAAGAUUUGGUAAUAUUACAUUUA